Molecule: messenger RNA, 1659 nt
Organism: Cetraspora pellucida
Lineage: Eukaryota; Fungi; Glomeromycota; Glomeromycetes; Diversisporales; Gigasporaceae
Source: the annotation of a GenBank genome assembly
AUGAGGCUUCAAUUGCUAAUUAUAUUCCUAGCGUUGUUAAGCUUAAGUGACUCAGCUAAAUUAAAAUGUAUUGAUAUUACUUCAAACAUGUUUGAAACUCUUAAACCUUUACCACCAAGUAAUGGCCCGGUUACUCGGUGUUACAAUUUAAAAUUAAUAACAAAAAAGAUGACACCUGAUGGAUCUACACAUCUUGUGCGGACUGUUAACGGGCAAUAUCCUGCCCCGAUAAUUCAAGCAAACCAUGGAGAUAGACUUAUAGUUAACGUAAUAAACAAAUUGGGGGAACCUUCUACAAUCCAUUGGCACGGUAUAUUUCAAACAGGCACAAACUUUUAUGAUGGAGUUCCAGGCAUAACACAGUGUCCGAUCCCUAACCAUGGUAGCUUUACCUACAAUUUUACCGUUAAUCAAUAUGGAACCUUUUGGUACCAUUCACAUUUCUCGGGUCAACUUGUUGAUGGUCUCAAAGGUUCAUUAAUAAUUCACAAUCAUAAAGAUCCAUACCUUAAAAAAUACGAUUACGAAUAUGUGAUAACAUUAUCAGAAUGGUAUCACCUUCCAUCCGAUGAGAUUGCACCAAUUAUUCUUUCUCCUAGUUAUCGAGGAGGUGAUCCUAUCCCUAGUUCUGGUGAAAUAAGUGGCAAAGGACAAUAUAAUUGUGCUUUUGCAUCUAAAAAUUCAUCAUGUAAUCCGAAUAACGGAGUCGCCACAUAUAAAGUUAAAAAGGGUAAAAAAUACAGAUUUAGAAUUAUUAAUAUGAGUGGGUCAACUCAUUAUAUAUUUUCGAUUGAUGAACAUCCACUUACACUUAUUGAAGUUGAUGGUCAUUUAAUAAAAGAAGUCACUCUAAAAACAAUUCCAAUUCAUACUGCACAACGAUAUUCAGUAAUUCUUAAUGCUAAUAAGCCAGUUAAAAAUUAUUAUAUUCGUGCAAAACUUACAAUUUGCACACCCAUUAAUAAUCAAACUUUAAAUUAUAAUUAUUUAUUAAAUCCUAAUGUUGUGGGAAUUUUAAAAUAUGAAGAUGCAAAAGAUAAAACUCCUGAUUCGAAAGCUUAUCCGUUAAAUGGAUCAGAUGAAUGUACAGAUGUGAAUCCAAAUAUUUUAAAACCAUAUAAAAUAAACCCUCCUAAAAUUGCUACUCAUAAGAUUGAUUUAGUGAUUUCUUUUGGCAAGUUACCAACGACUGGAUCAAUUGCUUUUAUUAAUAACUCAAGCUUUGUGUCUAAUUUUAAUUAUCCGACAAAUCGAAAAAUUAUUAAUAAUUUAAAUGUAGCCAAAUUUCCAAAAUAUGAAAAUGCUUUUGCGUAUGAUUGCUACACUAAGGAUUGUAAAAAUGACGCUGUUGAUAUCUAUAUUAGAGCUAACACUAGUCGUUCUCAUCCGUUUCAUUUAGUAAGCAAUCAAACUGGCAUUGAACCUCCAGAUCCAUCAAAAUUUAAUUUACUUGAUCCUGCUUAUCGUGAUACAGUAACUGUUCAAGGAAAUAGUACAACUGUAAUACGUUACCCAAUGGACAAUCCUGGUGUAUGGCUUAUGCAUUGUCAUAUGCAUUGGCACUUAAUGAAAGGUAUGGCCUUACAAUUAAUUGAACGAAAAUCAAUAAUUACGAAUAUGACAGUACCAGAGGAUAUCUUUGCACAAUGUGCAGGUUAG